This is a messenger RNA of Paramecium sonneborni, 789 nucleotides long. The record is from the annotation of a GenBank genome assembly. Lineage: Eukaryota; Ciliophora; Oligohymenophorea; Peniculida; Parameciidae.
AUGAAUUAAAGACCAAUACAAAAUGGAUACCUGUAAUUUAAUAAAAUAAACUAUAAUAACAAAAACAUAUAUUUGGACUAUCUAAGAAAUUUAUUAUAAGAAAUUUUUAUGUAAUUUCUAUCUAUGACAUAUAAUGAUGCUGGAGAAUGGGUUAAUAGAAUUAAACAAGCUAUUCUCAUUUCAGAAUAUGAGGCUUUGUUUGACUCAUCUAAUUUUUAGAUUUCGAUUGAUUAAAUCAAACCCUAUCAAAAUGAUUCUUCAAAUGUAACUAAGUAUAUAAAGUUUUCUAAUUUUUUGAGAAGUAUUCCAGAAUAUGAGUAAAAAUAAUUAUAACUCUACUAAGAAUUAAGUAAAGAUAAAUGGAUUAUUGAGAAAACUUUAAAAUAAAUGAAAUUAUCAACAAUUUAAUCUUAGAACAAUAUUUUUUUGAAAGGUGAAUAUGUAUUGAACACUACUUUAGAAAAUGUUGCUAGUAUUAUUAAAGUAAAUUAAUCAGUUAAUCCUAACUAGAAAGGUGGAAUACAUCUAAAUUUAUUGAAAUAAUCAUCUGAUAUCCAUGAAAUUGAUUUUUGUUAAUAUCAUUAAGAUUUUUUGAAUUUUAAUAAUGAUGGUAAGAGGUAUAUUUUUGAGUCUAAAUAUAUCUAGUUUGAUUUUUAGAGUAAUAAUUCCUUCUUUUAACAAGAGAAUCCAUAAUAGAAAGUUAAUUUCCCAUAAUUAAGAUUUCUGAUAGCAACUCAAAAAUAAGUAAAUUUCCAUAUUUAAAAUAUUGGAAAUUAUGCAUGUUGUUGA